AAAAUGACACAUAUCAAGGAGACAGGAAGAGGUUCUGUGGUGUAAUCAGAAAUGAAACUCAUACCGUGCCUCACUUCAUUUCCUUUAGCGGCAAGACACACAAACAUUAUGCACAUUUGACAUUCAUACCUGUCUGUGCACAGUAGGUCUAUCUGCAUGGUAACCUCAACCCAAACCUAACGGCUGGCUCAAACAAGAAAUGGAGCUGAUUGAACUCUUCUGCAUUAUAUGUUUCACCGCCCUGUGUACUGCUAUAGAUGAAUCCGGUCUUCCCAAACCAGCCAUAAAGCUCAACACAGCUUGGUCCCAGGUGUUCUGCACUGAGAGGUUGGAGCUGAGCUGCACAGUGGAGGGUAGCUCUGAAUGGAAGUUCACAUGGUUCAGAGAUAGCAAGGAGAUCCAGGCUGACCACAGUGGUUCUGUCCACUGACGGGACUACCCUGUCCAUACCCGCCGCUUCAGUGGUAGACACUGGAAAGUACAUGUGUGAAGGACAACAUAAGAACAGGACUCUCACCCCUUACAAAAGUGAUGAACUUACCCUCAAAGUCGACGAGAUUCCCGUUCCAUCGGUGGCUCUCCAGACACCAUCGUCUGCUGUCUUCACCUCUGAGUCAGUGGAGCUGAAUUGUAGUAUGGAGGACAGCCCAGACCUCUGGACCUAUACCUGGUACAGAGGAGGACAUGAAGUGGUGCAGGGGGCAGGUGUCUCCUUUGGGUCAGAAGGAUCUGAUCUCACGAUUAGCCAGGUUAGACCAGAGCAUGCGGGACAGUACACCUGUACUGGACAACUCAAGGGCAGACCUGUUAAUUCUGAACCCAGCAAACCACAGUCCUUAGAGGUCAAAGAGAUUCCCGUUCCAUCGGUGGCUCUCCAGACACCAUGGUCUGCUGUCUUCACCUCUGAGUCAGUGGAGCUGAAUUGUAGUAUGGCGGACAGCCCAGACCUCUGGACCUAUACCUGGUACAGAGGAGGACAAGAGGUGGUGCAGGGGGCAGGUGUCUCCUUUGGGUCAGAAGGAUCUGAUCUCACGAUUAGCCAGGUUAGACCGGAGCAUGCGGGACAGUACACCUGUACUGGACAACUCAAGGGCAGACCUGUUAAGUCUGAACCCAGCAAACCACAGUCCUUAGAGGUCAAAGAGAUUCCCGUUCCAUCGGUGGCUCUCCAGACACCAUGGUCUGCCGUCUUCACCUCUGAGUCAGUGGAGCUGAAGUGUAGUAUGCAGGACAGCCCAGACCUCUGGACCUAUACCUGGUACAGAGGAGGGCAAGAGGUGGUGCAGGGGGCAGGUGUCUCCUUUGGGUCCGAAGGAUCUGAUCUCAUGAUUAGCCAGGUUAGACCAGAGCAUGCGGGACAGUACACCUGUACUGGACAACUCAAGGGCAGACCUGUUAAGUCUGAACCCAGCAAACCACAGUCCUUAGAGGUCAAAGAGAUUCCCGUUCCAUCGGUGGCUCUCCAGACACCAUGGUCUGCCGUCUUCACCUCUGAGUCAGUGGAGCUGAAGUGUAGUAUGCAGGACAGCCCAGACCUCUGGACCUAUACCUGGUACAGAGGAGGACAAGAGGUGGUGCAGGGGGCAGGUGUCUCCUUUGGGUCCGAAGGAUCUGAUCUCAUGAUUAGCCAGGUUAGACCAGAGCAUGCGGGACAGUACACCUGUACUGGACAACUCAAGGGCAGACCUGUUAAGUCUGAACCCAGCAAACCACAGUCCUUAGAGGUCAACGAGAUUCCCGUUCCAUCGGUGGUUCUCCAGACACCAUGGUCUGCUGUCUUCACCUCUGAGUCAGUGGAGCUGAAGUGUAGUAUGCAGGACAGCCCAGACCUCUGGACCUAUACCUGGUACAGAGGAGGACAAGAGGUGGUGCAGGGGGCAGGUGUCUCCUUUGGGUCCGAAGGAUCUGAUCUCAUGAUUAGCCAGGUUAGACCAGAGCAUGCGGGACAGUACACCUGUACUGGACAACUCAAGGGCAGACCUGUUAAGUCUGAACCCAGCAAACCACAGUCCUUAGAGGUCAAAGAGAUUCCCGUUCCAUCGGUGGUUCUCCAGACACCAUGGUCUGCCGUCUUCACCUCUGAGUCAGUGGAGCUGAAGUGUAGUAUGCAGGACAGACCAGACCUCUGGACCUAUACCUGGUACAGAGGAGGACAAGAGGUGGUGCAGGGGGCAGGUGUCUCCUUUGGGUCAGAAGGAUCUGAUCUCACGAUUAGCCAGGUUAGACCAGAGCAUGCGGGACAGUACACCUGUACUGGACAACUCAAGGGCAGACCUGUUAAGUCUGAACCCAGCAAACCACAGUCCUUAGAGGUCAAAGAGAUUCCCGUUCCAUCGGUGGCUCUCCAGACACCAUGGUCUGCCGUCUUCACCUCUGAGUCAGUGGAGCUGAAGUGUAGUAUGCAGGACAGACCAGACCUCUGGACCUAUACCUGGUACAGAGGAGGACAAGAGGUGGUGCAGGGGGCAGGUGUCUCCUUUGGGUCAGAAGGAUCUGAUCUCACGAUUAGCCAGGUUAGACCAGAGCAUGUGGGACAGUACACCUGUACUGGACAACUCAAGGGCAGACCUGUUAAGUCUGAACCCAGCAAACCACAGUCCUUAGAGGUCAAAGGUAUUCCCAAACCAGCCAUAAAGCUCAACACAGCUUGGUCCCAGGUGUUCUACACUGAGAGGGUGGAGCUGAGCUGCACGGUGGAGGGUAGCUCUGAAUGGAAGUUCACAUGGUUCAGAGAUAGCAAGGAGAUCCAGGCUGACCACGUGGUUCUGUCCACUGACGGGACUACCCUGUCCAUACCCGCCGCUUCAAUUGGAGACGCUGGAAAGUACAUGUGUAAAGGACAACAUAAGAACAGGAAUCUGACCGCAUACGAUAUGAGUGAUGAACUUCCCCUCAUAGUCAACGGUAUUCCCAAACCAGCCAUAAAGCUCAACACAGCUUGGUCCCAGGUGUUCUACAAUGAGAGGGUGGAGCUGAGCUGCACGGUGGAGGGUAGCUCUGAAUGGAAGUUCACAUGGUUCAGAGAUAGCAAGGAGAUCCAGGCUGCCCACGUGGUUCUGUCCACUGACGGGACUACCCUGUCCAUAUUCGCCGCUUCAAUUGGAGACGCUGGAAAGUACAUGUGUAAAGGACAACAUAAGAACAGGAAUCUGACCGCAUACGAUAUGAGUGAUGAACUUCCCCUCACAGUCAACGAGAUUCCUGUUCCAUUGGUGGCUCUCCAGACACCAUGGCCUGAUGUCUUCCCCUCUGAGAAAGCGGAGAUGAACUGUAAGAUGCAGGACAGCCCAGACGACUGGACCUACACUUGGUACAGAGGAGGACAAAAGAUGGCGGUGCCAGGUGUCUCUUUUGGGUCCGACGGAUCCCAGCUUGUGAUUAGCUCUGCUAGACAGGAGCAUGAGGGAGAGUACAACUGUACAGGACAACUCAAAGGCAGAGCACCUGUUACGUCUGAACACAGCAAGCCGCUCUCCUUAUCUGUCUAUGAUAAGAAACCUACACCAGAGCUAAUACAAGAUCCCGGGCAUCGGAAGAUGUAUGCCAAGGAAUCAAUCAAAUUCAGCUGUAAGGUUAGCACUUCAUCUGGAUGGGAGUUCCAUUGGUUCAAGGACUCAGCGAAACUCCCGAAUCAAGGGGAGAACUACACCAUCCCAUCGGCCUCCUCUGUCAACGCCGGGGCGCAUCGAUGCCGUGCAACAAGAGGACAGGAACCACCCUUUACCACAGAGGACAGUAAUACAAUAAGCAUCAGCGUUGAAGUGCGUCCCAGGGCCACGGUGACCCUUCUAACAGGGUGGUCUGAGGUGUUCUCCGCCGAUCGGCUGGAUCUGAAAUGCGAGGUGCACGGGAGCGAAGACACGUGGAACUACACAUGGUUUGGAGGAAGUGAGCAGUCCCCGUUGUCUUUUAACGCCAAACACCCGGUCAUGAGUAAAGACGUGAACCAGAGCCACUACAGCUGCAUGGGCAACCGCUCUUCACGGCCUUUGUAUUCCCAGCGAAGUGAACCCUUCAAGACCACCAAUCUCCUUCUUAAGAGAAGAGUUCUGCUCUCCAUAUCUGGAUGUCUGUUCUUCGGCAUCAUCGCUGUCUUCAUCGGAUGCAUUGUGAUGAGAAUAACACGCAAACCAGUCACGAGCGAAGACAAACCCGAAGAGGUCAACCUCUUUCUCACCAGGGCGGAGCUGCAAGCUAGUGAUGUUGCACCUUGUCCACUGGCGGAGUACGUCAGUGAUGAAGAAAAGCCGGCUUUAACUAAAGAUGCAGCAGACAUAGACCCCGUUUGCCAUGAAUCAACACCUCUUCCAUUAAGUUUCUCUGAGGUCGAAGCUGAGACGUCCGAGACCAAUGGUGGACUAAAGUCCUUUAAAUAUUGACCUGGUUGAACCGUGAUGACUCGAACCAUUCUUCUGACCUGACUUGGUUAAACAGUUGCAAAUUAUUAUUAUUUUUUCAUUGAUGUUUAUGGUUUAUUGUUGCAUUGUACAUGUUUUAAUGGGAACCUACUGAUGUAGGAUGGUUUGAUAUGAAAUUAUUGGAGCAAACACCAGAUGGCAGCAUACAUACUUCUGCCUCUAACAUCAAACUGACUAUCCAGCAUCUCCCUUAUCUGUAUGAAGAUGUAGGCAUAUGUCAGAAGUUUAUAUUGGUCCUAGACAACUUACCAUUGAUGUUUUCUGUUGUCUUACUAGUGUUAUCAUAAUUACAUUAUGAGAGUGUGUGGAUGAUGGCAGGUUUAAGUAGCCUCACCUGGCCCAGUCUGAUUCUGGGGCUGGCUGAGCCUCCAAGCACACUAGGGAAGAUCUCCUGCAUAGCAGUGGAGCCCCCUUGCCAUGUUCAUUACCUGCUAAACUUACAUUAAACUGGCUUCAACAUAACCAGCCUAUGUCCUUUGGUUGGAGUAGCCCAGAAAAGCCGCCUAGGUGGUGUGGUGCAUUGUCGCUUCGUACAGACAUAUACCCUAAUUAUAUCAUUCAAGGGAACAUGUCCCUUUACCGGGGAAAAAUGUAAUUUAGGCCCUGUAAGGCCUAAUUGGCCCUGCACUAACCAACCAAUAAAACAGCAAUGAAACACCUACAAACCAACACCAAAGUAUCAAACCGUUCCACCGGAAGCAUUUAUUGACCUCCGGCCCAAGGUCGUGGCGGCGGUCUACUAUAUACACGGGAUGCCACGCUCGCUGGCGCGGGCGACGCCUACUUGAGGAUCCCGGCCAGCCUCUCAGUGUAGUAGUUGUAGUUGUCCUGGCAGUCCUCCCACGGCGCGAAGCUCUCCUCCUCCCUCUCCACGUACGUCUCCCACACGUGCUGGAAGUCGGCGGGCUUCAUCAUCCUCAGCUUGCAGCCGGCGCCGGCCAGAGCCUUCAGGCCCUCGCAGGUCUCGGGCUCCUCCCACUGGAAGAGGCGGGAGCAUAGGAGGGUGAGGCGCACCGUCUGCCGCUGGCGCAGCACGCUCGUCACC
Molecule: messenger RNA, 5463 nt
Organism: Gadus chalcogrammus (walleye pollock)
Lineage: Eukaryota; Metazoa; Chordata; Actinopteri; Gadiformes; Gadidae
Product: hemicentin-1-like
Exons: 21
Coding region: 483-4379 (1298 amino acids)
Biological process (GO): cell surface receptor signaling pathway
Molecular function (GO): transmembrane signaling receptor activity
Source: RefSeq, a predicted model, not a curated record